AAGGAGCUUGGAAGGGAGUAAUAAUAAUAACUCCCCACCCGUCACGUCAUCCACGUGAUUACCGAACAAACAUGCACUAAAACGAGUAAAUUGUCCCUACCACUGUCUGAUUAAGCAGCUAGAAACUGAUGCACGUAAUCUAGUUUUCUGCAUUUUGAUGAAUAUAGUAUCCAGGGUUUUAGAGUAAGGCUGUUUGAAAACAGAUCCGAUCCUCAUAGUAAAGGUUGUUGAAGAUGGCGGAAGCUCCUGUGCCUGUGGUGAAGACCAUAUUCGUCUACCCCGUCAAGUCGUGCCAGGGAAUAUCCGUUUCACAAGCUACACUUACUUCAAAUGGAUUACGGUGGGAUCGUCUUUGGAUGAUUGUGAAUUCCAAAGGCAGGAUGUGCACUCAGAGAGUCGAACCUAAACUUGCUCUCAUACAAGUUGAAUUGCCAACUGAUGCAUUUUCUCAAGCCUGGGAACCAGAUAAGGCCUCCUUCUUGGUGAUAAAUGCCCCGGGCAUGAACACUCUGAAGAUUCCAAUGGUUCAGCCUUGCGCAGUGUCCAAUGGUGUCUCAGUGUGGGAGUGGUCUGGCUCUGCCUUUGAUGAAGGAGACGAGGCUGCAAAAUGGUUCUCUGAUUUUCUUGGCAAACCCAGUCGGCUAGUUCGUUUUGAUGAAGCAUCAGAAUGCAGAACUGUAAACUCUGAUUAUGCCAGAAGCCAUACCAUCAAAUUUAACGAUUUGUAUCCCUUCCUCCUCAUAUCCCAAGGAUCGUUGAAUGCACUGAAUGCUCGCCUUUCAGAACCUGUAUUGAUUAACAGAUUCAGGCCCAACUUCCUUGUAGAUGGAUGCCAACCUUUUUCUGAGGAUUUGUGGAAUGAGAUCAAAAUAAAUGAGUUUGUUUUUGUGGGGGGAGAGCUUUGCUAUCGCUGUAAGGUCCCAACAGUUAAUCAAGAAACUGCAGAGACAGGAGCUGAACCAACGGAGACUCUGAUGAAAUUUCGGUCCGACAAAAUUCUGGUUCCGAAUAAAGAGAAACAUCAAGGGCGGGUUCGUGGAACGAGAGAUAUAUUUAUUACUAGAAAGCUGUUUGGAAAAUUAAUGGAUAUCUUGGUUUUGGCAGGUUUACAUGGGACAAAUGAUGGUCUGCAAGAAUUACACUCCAGAAACUGGCAAGAGCAAGGCUAUCAAAGUGGGUGAUCCUGUGCAUGUUUUGAAGAUGCUUUCCUCUUAUGAUGAGUGCUUCAUUUAGCAUCUUUCACUCGAACCCAACUAGCUUCUAUAUUUCUCCUUCAGUUUCAACAACUGAUUUUGGAAUUGUACUCAGAUUUCAAUUAAUCUGCCUCAGAAUAUGAAUAACUAUCUGUUCGAGUGAA
Molecule: messenger RNA, 1357 nt
Organism: Salvia miltiorrhiza (redroot sage)
Lineage: Eukaryota; Viridiplantae; Streptophyta; Magnoliopsida; Lamiales; Lamiaceae
Exons: 7
Coding region: 234-1181 (315 amino acids)
Molecular function (GO): pyridoxal phosphate binding; molybdenum ion binding; catalytic activity
Source: RefSeq, a predicted model, not a curated record